This is a messenger RNA of Grammomys surdaster, 2042 nucleotides long. RefSeq names its product FERM domain containing 3 (gene Frmd3). Gene Ontology annotation, molecular function: cytoskeletal protein binding. Gene Ontology annotation, cellular component: cytoskeleton. Lineage: Eukaryota; Metazoa; Chordata; Mammalia; Rodentia; Muridae. The record is from RefSeq and is a predicted model, not a curated record. Bases 323 to 1834 code for a protein of 503 amino acids. The transcript has 13 exons.
GUUGGUCCUGCUCCUCCUCCAGCCGCGAACCCUAAGGGGGUCUCCGGGUCCCACCGCCCUCAGCCUCAAGCCCAAGCCAAGGGAGGUGCCCUCAGAGCUAGCUACGGAAGGAGGCGGGGAUUGGAGCGUGUGAAGAGGAGAGGGAGGGACGGGCUCUCCUCGCCACUCGCCGCUGGUGGCCGCAGGCGCCCUGCGCUGCCGCCGUCUCCGGGCGGAGCUGCUCCCGGAGCCGCGACUGUAUUGAGAACCUGUGAAUGUCCGCGUGGACCAGGGCCGCGCGGGCCCCGCGCCUCCUACAGCUGGCUCCCGCGUGCUGCUGUGUAUGUUCGCUUCUUGUCACUGUGCGCCGAGAGGCAGAAGGACUAUGAAAAUGAUUCACUUUCGGAGCUCCAGCAUCAAAUCACUCAACCAGGAGAUGAAAUGCACCAUUCGACUGCUGGACGACUCGGAGGUCUCCUGUCAUAUCCAGAGGGAAACGAAAGGGCAGUUUCUCAUUGAAUACAUCUGCAACUACUAUAGCUUGCUGGAGAAGGACUACUUUGGAAUUCGCUAUGUGGAUCCAGAGAAGCAAAGGCACUGGCUUGAGCCUAACAAGUCCAUCUUCAAGCAAAUGAAAUCUCAUCCACCAUACACCAUGUGCUUUAGAGUGAAAUUCUACCCACAUGAACCCUUGAAGAUUAAAGAAGAGCUCACAAGGUACCUUUUAUAUUUGCAAAUUAAAAGAGACAUUUUUCAUGGUCGACUGCUGUGUUCCUUUUCUGACGCCGCCUAUCUGGGUGCUUGUAUCGUUCAAGCUGAGUUUGGUGAUUACUAUCCUGAUGAGCAUCCUGAGAAUUAUAUCAAUGAGUUUGAGAUUUUUCCCAAGCAGUCACAGAAGUUGGAAAGAAAAAUCAUGGAAAUUCAUAACAAUGAACUCAGAGGUCAGAGCCCAGCGAUGGCUGAAUUCAACUUACUCUUGAAAGCUCAUACAUUGGAAACGUAUGGGGUGGAUCCUCACCCAUGCAAGGAUUCAAGAGGUGCUACAGCAUUUUUAGGUUUCACUGCUGCAGGUUUUGUCGUAUUCCAGGGAAAUAAAAGAAUCCAUUUGAGAAAAUGGUAUGCAAAAUCCAGUCAGAUCAAGACUGUGUCAAGCAGCAAGAUAUUUUUUAAAGGAAGUAGAUUUCGAUACAGUGGUAAAGUUGCUAAAGAGGUUGUAGAGGCAAGCUCCAAAAUCCAGAGGGAUCCUCCUGAGGUGCACAGAGUCAACAUUACUCAGAGUCGCAGCUUUCACUCCUUGAACAAACAGCUCAUCAUCAACAUGGAACCUUUGCAGCCUCUGCUUCCUUCCCCCAGUGAACUGGAAGAAGAAGUUCCUAUAGGUGAGGGUGCCCCAUUGCCUAAAAUGGAUGUGUCUGAGCCCCUAAUUGCCAGCUCACCGGUGAAGGGAGCUCAGUGUGCAGAUCCUCCAGAUGAAGAGGAAGAUAGAGUGAAAGAAGACCCAUUGACCAUCUCGGAACUAGCAUACAAUCCCAGCGCCAGCCUGCUACCUACCCCAGUGGAUGAUGAUGAAAUCAACAUGCUCUUUGACUGUCCAUCCAGGCUUGAAUUAGAAAGAGAAGAUACGGAUUCAUUUGAGGAACUAGAAGCAGAUGAAAAUGCCUUUUUGAUGGCUGAAGAGGAGGAGCUGAAAGAAGCUCGCCAAGCUUUGUCAUGGAGCUAUUCCAUCCUGACCGGCCGUAUCUGGGUCAACCCGCUGGUCAAGAGUUUCUCCAGGCUCCUUGUGGUGGGCCUGGGACUGCUGCUGUUUGUAUUUCCCCUGCUCCUCCUCCUUUUGGAGUCAGUCUCUAUGCCAUAAAAAGACUCAACAGGACCUGCACAUGGUGGACCCAUCCAAUACCAGUUCUCCACAUUUCAGCCUCUCUCUCUCUGACUGGGUGGAUAAAUUUGUGAGCCGACCAAGAAGGCUCAGCUGUCAUCACUUCAGAGAGGAAGAAAGAAACUUCACUUAGCCUCAGACUUCAGGUGCAUUGACCCAUCCAUUAGUAAAGCUGAUUUGAACCAUC